AUGUUUACGCUUGAAGGCGAUGCCUACCAAAGUCGCAGUGUGACACGCGAUGCCCAGUUGAAUAAUGGUCUUGAUUCUUCGUUUUCCGCAGUACGGGUAUGCUCACGGAAGCGCUAUGUGUUCACUUCAUCAGCCGUUUUGCAACGAGUUCAUAUGCCCACACAUGAACGAUGUGUCGAACGAUGCAUUGAAAAAAUUCGAUUUUGUAAAGCUGUUGUUUUCACACCGUACAAAGAAAAGUCAAUUGGCGUAUGUACGUUGUAUUCGGAAAACAGUGUUCAACGACCGGUAGCGCUUCACCCAGAUGCUUCUGUAGAACCGGUUUCCACAUUCUACGAGAUUCUGGAAUCAUGCCCUAGAUACGCGUCAUCGGAAAUCACUAAUAAAAUAUCUACAAACCAUCGAAAAAAGCUAGAAGAUGUGACGGACAAUUCCGGAGAGCUGAUAGAUGAAGAUUAUCGAGCAGAUGCAUAUUUUCCGGAUCGCGAUACGUUUGGUGAAGAAACAUUUCGUUUGAAUACAGAUAGAUAUGCAACGAUGACUCGGCUGUACCCCGAGACCGAAACCAAGAAACCUAGCUUUCGGUCGCCACCUGGCAGUCUAAGGACUUUCUUGGAAUCGACGGACACACGUUCGAGCUCCUAUGUGGAAUCUGCGGACCAACCACCACGACCUAAGUCUCCUUUUGAAGGCCUUGUACCUAUAGUUCCAGUCGCAGUUCUUCACAUGGGCCAAGCUAUGAAGUAUGGAUCGGAUUGUCCAGCUGGUGCACCAUGCAUGCAUACUAUGGCAUCUUUGGAUUCAUCGCCAUGUCCUGCACGCCAAAAUGACCCAUGUGCACCUCGUCAGCCAUGUUACUCAGCAGCAUGUCAAAGCUCUGACCCCCACGUUACUACCGUAUCGAAAUGGUUGGAAUGGGGUCCAUGUUCACAAACUUGUGGUCCAGGAACAAGAAUGCGACAAUGCGCAGGUGCUGGCUGUGUAGGAUCUGCGACUGAGCCAUGCAUGGUGAACCCGAUCUGUCAGCAAUGGUCCCAAUGGGGAGCGUGGUCGCUGUGUUCAGCCACUUGUGGUGAAGGAGAGAGAAAGCGCUCAAGGGAAUGCAUCGGUGGCCGUGAUUGUCCCGGUGUCAGUACGACUGUAGAGACUUGCGCAACUUCGCCAUGUCCAACAUGGAGUAACUGGGGACCAUGGGAAGGAUGUAGCGUAUCUUGCGGACCGGGACUGGAGAGACGAAGCAGAAAAUGUCAGAACAGCAACCUCUGCCUUGGGCCAGCGAUUGAUACCAGAACAUGUGACCUCGGUGAAUGUCCACAGUGGGGUGAAUGGACACCAUGGUCAGCCUGUACGAAAAGUUGUGCUACAGGGGAAACGAUGCGCUCAAGAGAUUGUGUACAAGGAACAGCUUGCGAUGGAGCUUCGGAAGAACGAUUACUCUGUAACCAACACGACUGCCCUACUUGGACUGAUUGGACAUCUUGGACUGUAUGCUCAAGCAAAUGUGAUGAGGAAUCCUAUAGAAUAAGAAAUAGGGUUUGUAUGUAUCGUGGAAUGGCACAUGCAGGAUGCGAUGGAUCAGCACAGGAUCAGUCUAGCUGUCCUAUGCGUCCUUGUCCAGCGUGGUCGGAAUGGAAUGAAUGGUCAGAAUGUUCUGCUACAUGUGCUCAGGGCAGUCAACAAAGAUCACGAUCUUGUGAAAAUGGAUCAGAUUGUCUUGGAUCAAACAGGGAAAUGCGAUUUUGCCAGCUAGCUAGCUGUCCCUAUUGGGAUGAAUGGAUGCCAUGGACCGGGUGCUCAGUGACUUGUGGCAGUGGAUAUUGUGAACGUCGCAGACGGUGUAUAACAGACGAUUUGCUGAAUCUUCCAAACCUUGAAGAUUUGGAAGAAUCCCUUUUUGAAGCUGAAAAUAGCAAAACAGACAGGGCCAAAUCUAAUCUAAUAGACCGAUCUCGAGGCUCAGGAAAAGGUCCUCAUCCUCAACUCAUCCAAUCAGCUGAGGAUACCAGGCGAGCACCAAUUAGGAACAUUGAGGGCGGUGGGACAUGUAUCGGUCCAGAUAUAGAACGAAAGCCUUGUGAUGCAGGCCCAUGUUGCACUUGGAGUGAGUGGAGCGAAUGGUCCCCUUGCAGUGGCUGUGGUAGAGAAUCUACGUCUUCUAGAACUCGCAGAUGCAGAGUAACUGAAUCCGGAGCUAUUUUUCCAUCCUCCACAUCCCAGCUAGACUUCCACGGUGAGAUUGGACCAUACCUAAUCAGCCCGCAGAUAAAAGGUGGAUCAGUCUCGAUAUCACCGAUUGUUCCCGUCAAUCAUCGAACACGGAGACAAGCAAUGUUUUCUCAAAGAGGCGCGAAUUGCUGUGAGGGGAACGCCGUAGAAACUCGACAGUGCAAUAUUCCAUGUCAAACGCCAACUCCGUGUGCUUGGACGGAAUGGGGUGAAUGGUGCGGUUGCAGAAGAUGUCGGGCUGGAAAAGAAAGUCGCCGGCGCUACUGUGAACGGCCUGGGGCCAAACCUGGCACGUUGACCGUGGAUCCUACCUGUCGUUGUGUUGGGAACGAUCUGGAAGAAAGAGAUUGCAUUGUUGAACGAAUAUGCGAGAUGGAACAGCCGAGUGGUGCAGGUGCACCUCCUGCAACUGAACCGAUUAGAAUAAUUUCAAGUGAACCCCCAAGAACGAUCCCAAGCAGCACCACAAGGAAAGAGACUCCCAGCGAAUCACCGUCUCUGCCACCAACUCGGCAGACUAGUAAGAGCACAUCUCGACAAGCUAGCGUUGGAACAUCUCGAACAACAAGCAUUGAAACAUCUCGACCAACAAGCGUUGGAACAUCUCGAACAACAAGCGUUGAAACAUCUCGACCAACAAGCAUUGGAACAUCUCGAACAACGAGCGUUGGAGUAUCUCGAACAACAAGCGAAGGAACAAGUCAACCAGAGGGCUAUGGGCAAGAAGCUGAUUCUGCUUAUUCUUUUGGUGACACUGCUGCAGACAGUUCUGAGGUCUGUCGCUGGUCGAAAUGGUCAGAAUGGAGUCCAUGCGAUGACCAUAAGCAACGACAUCGAAACCGAUUCUGUAUAGGAAGUGACACACUGAUAAGCGACUGUGAGUGUGUAGGCCUCUCAACUGAGGAGGAGCACUGCGACAUGACACGAAUUGCGAACGAAGUUGACUUCAACGUCGGCAAGGGACCCUUUGAUAGCGACAUAAGCUCUGGUGACGAAGCCAAGCUCGACGAGAAUAUCCAGUCUGCAUUGGAAUUGGACGAGUCAACCGCAGGCCACAACGAAGUGUCACUAAGCGCCAGUGUCAUUAAGACGGAGAAGUGUGAAUGGACUAGAUGGUCGCAGUGGUCGGCAUGUACAGUAAGCUGUGGAAUGGGAGACAGACUACGAAAAAGGCGUUGUUCUUGCGGGGACAAUCAAUGCGGUGCCGAACCAGAUCAGGAAACUUCAAAAUGUUCGGAAUGGAAAUGUGAUAGGAAAAUGCCUCCAUUAUUCAAUGUGGAUUAGUGCUACUAUCCGUUUAGUAUGUUGUAGACUUGAGCAACGAUGAUUUGUGUAGUCUAGUAGAUUUUAAGUUCCAAAGAUGUACCGUGUUUUCGUUCAUAAUAACUUUCUUUCACCAACAUUUUAGCUCAAAUCAAAGUGAUACUAUAUUGUAAGACUGGCUUCAACUUUAAUGUGCC
Molecule: messenger RNA, 3686 nt
Organism: Cylicocyclus nassatus
Lineage: Eukaryota; Metazoa; Nematoda; Chromadorea; Rhabditida; Strongylidae
Source: the annotation of a GenBank genome assembly